This is a messenger RNA of Calliphora vicina (urban bluebottle blowfly), 4029 nucleotides long. Its product is annotated as collagen alpha-2(I) chain. NCBI's taxonomy places the organism in Eukaryota, Metazoa, Arthropoda, Insecta, Diptera, Calliphoridae. The coding region runs from base 247 to 1665 and encodes 472 amino acids. The transcript has 5 exons. The record is from RefSeq and is a predicted model, not a curated record.
UGUUUUUUUAAGAACCUAAACGUAAAAAUUUGCAGCGUCUUGGAAAAAAUACAUAAAAUAAAGCAAUUUUAACAAUUUUUUAUGAAAAAAACAAUGCCAAUUGUUUAAAUAAAGUGAAUUGAAUAGUAUUUGCAAAAAAUUUUUUAAAACUUCAUUGAAAAUAAAUAAAAAUUACGGUUUGCCGGGACGAAGCCGCAAUCUUUAAAGUGAGACAAGGAAAAAAAUAAGUGUAAUUUGGUAAUAAAAAUGGAAGCUCCACCAACUACAGUCGAUACGGCUCCGGUGACCGGUGGUGUGGCACCCACACGUGGACGCGGUGGUCAAAUGCGUGGUUCUUAUGAACGCGGAAGGGGCAGAGGUAUGGGUAGGGGACAUUUCGGAGGUAUGGGUGGACCCGGUGGUUAUCCGAGCCGCGGUGGUUAUAUACCACGUGGUGGAAUGGGUGGACCACCAAUGGGUUAUCAAGGACGUGGUGGUUAUGCACCUCGUGGGGCACCGCCCAUGCGUGGGGGUCCUGGUAUGGGUGGUCCGGGCGGAUACCAAGGUCGGGGAGGUGGAGCGCCUCGCGGUGGUCCUCCAAUGAGAGGAACUGGUCGUAUGCCUUUGUACAGCCAACCACCAAAGCAACAUACUGGGGUGGAUAACAACAAAACCGUAUCGCCGGUACAAGCAAAUGUGUCAAAUCAAGUGUUAACGGGAUCAGAAGAAACAACCACAAAUUCAGUAAAAACUGCUGCAGUAGCAAAUGCUGAUCCAAAUGCAGCAACAACGGUUGCUGUAGCUGCUCCCAUUACAGCUAAACCUAUAUCAACAGGAGUCUCUCCAAAUUAUAGAGGUAGCGGACGUGGAAGAGGUACUGGUGGACCUCGCGGCCGUGGUGGUUACAAUCCCCACAAUGGUUCGGCGGGCAUGACUUCAAUGUACGGCGGUCCACAAAUGGUAGAACAAGGGAUGAUGCGUCGUGGUGGUCCACCCCGCGGUCGUGGACAAUAUUCAAAUACCGGCAUGACACGACCACCAAUGAUGCAACAGCAACAACAUAUUGUUAAUACCCAAGUGGCACCACAAAAUUCACUCAAGCGUGGUGCACCUGGAGGACCACCAGGUCCCAAACGUGGUCGUUAUGAGGGUGGACCAUAUUCACAGCGGGCGCCGGCACCUAAAUAUCAUCAGCCUCCACAUAUGGCACCGCCAACGAGUUAUGGCGUACAGCAUCAACCGGCACCCCCGCCACCACAACAAAGCCACCAUGCUUAUGCUCAACAUGAUCCCUCACAAACCAUGGAUCCAUAUGCGCAAUCAUAUGCUGCUCCUCAAACUCAGGCGCCAUAUAAUGGCUAUGGACAAACAACAGCUUAUUCUCAUGCAGCUCCAACUCAUCCUACUGCUCAUCAAGCCAACAGUGGUUAUGCCACUCAUGCUGCUACGGAGUAUGAUCAGAGUCAAUAUCAAGGUUACAGUUCGGCUUAUGCCCAACAAGAUACACGUUAUCAAACAUAUGGUCAGGACUAUACACAGCAGUAUGGUGCUCCAGCUGUAGAUUAUAGCACAUCUCAGGCAGAUUAUACACAACAUGCCCAGCAAAGCUACGACGAACGAGCAUAUGCCGGUUACGACACACAAUCGUAUCAGCAAAGCUACUCCAACUCUACAGGAUACUAUUAAGUAUGAGAAACAAAAAAAAUAUUAAAACAAAUAAACAAAAACAGAUUGACAUAUACAACCACAAUAACGCUGUGCGUGCCGAUGAUACAGUUUGCUGCAACCUUGAAUUAUAAAUCAUUGAGUAAUGCCAAAAAAAAAAAACAUAAAGUCUAUAAACAGAAAUUAUCAACAUUAACAGAAUCAACGUGUUUGUUGCAUGCCCCUUAAAGUAAAAACAAAAACAUAAAAACAUCAUUGAAUGAAAAGAAAGUACUUUAUGAGAAUACUUUUUAUUUUGUUUAAUUUUUUUUUUUUUCAAUUUCAAACUAUUAGAAUUUUGUGACACUUACUUAAAUUAAGUGAUUCAAUUUUAUAUAUAAAGUUAAAAAGUGUUUAAAUUAUUCUACAUUUACAUAAACAAAAACCAACAAACAAACAAGUGACAAAAUCUUAAAAUAUAUUAUUUAAAUAAUAACAAGUAAUAUUAAUCGGACAAAGUAAUGACUCCUGCAAAAUAAGUCAAAAAAUAUAGUAUUUCUUAAUUUUUGUUUAAGAAUUUUCAUUUUCUUUUUGUCUGUUUUUUUUUUUAUUUUAUAAAUUAAAUUUUUACUAUUUGACGAUUUGAUCUUUCUUCUAUUAAUAAUAACUUUUCUACACUAGGUAGUUUGUUUCUUUCCUUUAACAAACUCUCAAUGCAAUACUACAUUUUUGAUGUAAUUAUUUUUCUUCAUUUGGACCACAUAUACAAUACAACAAAUAUAUUAUUGUUUACUUCAUUAUUAACAAUAGCGAAAAAUAUAUUAUAUAUAAAUAAAAACAAAAAAAUACAUAGUUAUCAUAAAUUUUUGUAAAUUUAAGAUACACAUUUAAAACAAUUUAUGUGUUUUUCUACCUUUUCUUCUGAAUUAAACCAAAUUAAUCCAGGAAACGAAAUGUUUUUGAACUAAAUAAGAAAAAAUUAUACGUUUAUGUCUUGAAAUUGUUUAAACCAACUUUUGGAUUAUAGUCAAUAUUUAAGUACAGGCCAACGGUUAAAUUGUCGAUAUGAAAUACGCUGGAAUAAGUAAAGAUAUACUGUUUGCGGAAUAAAGUUUACAAUUAUUUCGUUUUUUCUCGUUAUACUGUGGUAUGCAAAAGUUCUAAGUCCAUAUUAUUUUGUAAAAUUGGCAAAAAUCUUAUCUCAGUCAAAUGGAUUUGAAAUUUAUUAUCAUCUCGACUUCUGAUAUCAAAAUUGUUGCUCCAUUGCCUUUUGAGAACAACUUUAGUGACAAUAGAGACUUUAAAUCAAAUAACAGAGUUAAAAAGAAAAAAUAAGGAUAAAGUCGUAUAAGAUAAUGUGUCAAAAAAGGACUUAUUAGUCGUCAACGCACUUUUUCUAAACUGUUAUUAUUUACCUUUAUAAACUAUAGCAAAUUCAGACUUCAAAAAUAUUUAUCUCCUGUAAAAUUUGUGAAAAUAUGCUCUUUAGAGUAAAAAUAUUGUAAAAUUGUAUGUGAAAAUAAGCAAAAGUACAAAAAUAUGCUGUUAAGCCCCAAAUAUGCUCUUAAAGACAAAAUAUGCAAAAACUUUGAAUUAUGCCUUUAAUAGCAAAAUAUGUUUUAAACCAGUGAUCGGCAUAUAGAGAACACUGAUGUUGUAAUCUGAUCAGCGGCUUAUUUUUACUUUUUGUGUCUUAUUUAAUAAUUUGUAUGAGCUAUUAAACCCAAUAUAUGAUCUUAAGGGUAAAAUAGCCAAAAUUAAAAAACCACAGAGUAUGCUUGGUAUUUAGAAGAUUAGGUUGAAGUAUGCUCUAAACCAGUGAUCGGCAUAAAGAUAAUAUUAACAAAUGAUGUACAAAGAAACUUCUGAUCAGCUAUUUUUUUUUUGUAAUUUUUGUUACUUAUUUGAUAAUUUUUCUAAAACAAAAAGUCGACUUUUUUUAAUUUUUGAAAAGUUUUUUUACUUUCGAUUAUUAGAACAAUCGACUGGAUAGAAUCGGAAACGAAAAUAAUGAACAAAAUGAAACAUUUUUAAAGUUCCGCCGAAUGAAUAUACGUUUAAAUUUUUGUCUCAUUUGGUCCAGAUGAUGACAUUACAUAUUUUUACUUGUUCUUACAAUGACAACUAAAGAUUACACUCUAAACGUUUGUACUUAAAUAUUGACUAUACAUAUAUCAAAAAAAUACUAAUUUUUCCUACUAUCUCUCUCUCUUUCCCUCUUAACCUUUCUUCUGCCUCAUUGACAUUUAAAAAUUUUAUUAGCUUAAGUAAUCAAAACCUUUAAAAUACAAUAAUUGUAAUUAAAAACAAAACAUACAAAAAAAGAAUCAAGUUUAAAUCACUUUUAUUUGUAAGCAUGAUAUUUCUUAAUUUCAGAAUAAAAUACACAAGUGGAAAUAAAAAAAA